Lucilia cuprina (Australian sheep blowfly) is the source of this 1660-nucleotide messenger RNA. RefSeq lists its product as uncharacterized. The record is from RefSeq and is a predicted model, not a curated record. The coding region runs from base 59 to 1660 and encodes 533 amino acids. The transcript is spliced from 2 exons. Gene Ontology annotation, molecular function: protein binding; ATP-dependent polydeoxyribonucleotide 5'-hydroxyl-kinase activity; double-stranded DNA binding. Gene Ontology annotation, biological process: DNA repair. Lineage: Eukaryota; Metazoa; Arthropoda; Insecta; Diptera; Calliphoridae.
CAAUUAAGGGAUUUAAUUUUUGUUUUGAUUAUAAAAUUUGUAUUUGUUUCCAUCAGCAAUGUCCGUGACCAAAAAUUUAAAUCGUACGUUAAAUGAUAAAAUCAGAGAAAUUAUGAAACGCGCCUGUCAAUUAAAACCCUUGGAGCCUGAGCAUCAAGUGAUUCACUUACAUUCAGGAAUAAAUAUAGUAGGUCGUAAUAAAGAAACGGGUAUUCGAGAUACAAAAUGCUCAAAACAACAACUGGAACUAAAGGUGGAUUUGGAUUCAGCCAAAAUAAAGUUAAAAGUAUUAGGAUUAAAUCCAUGCGGUGUAAAUGGUUUAAUGGCCCUGCAACACACUGAAUGUGAACUACAACAUGGAGAUGUAUUGGAAGUGGUUUAUGGACGACAUGCAUUUGAGGUGGUUUUUAAGCCUGCGCCUGAAGUGGUAACAGACAAGGCAAAAGAACAAGUAGAAAAACCAGCAGAAUUGCAGGAGGAUAACCAACAAGUAAUUGAAGAAUCCAUGACAGACUCUUGGGAUUCAGUGGAAAAUGGUAAAAUGUUAAUUUUUACCAGUAAAGGGGUUACGGCUUCGAAGAAAAUCGCAUCCUACGACAUAGAUGGUACCGUAAUUAAAACUAAAUCGGGUAAUGUAUUUCCCAAGACAUGUGAUGAUUGGAUGUUAAACUAUCCCGAAAUACCUAAAAAAUUAAAAUCUCUAAAAGAUGAUGGUUUCAAAAUAUGUUUUUUUACUAAUCAAGGUGGUAUAGCAAAAGGUAAAGUGGAUGUUAACGAGUUCAAGGAAAAGAUUAAGCAAAUUAUUGCAAAAUUACAAGUUCCUAUUCAAGUAUUUGUUGCUACCGGAGAUGGUUAUUAUCGUAAACCAUUACCGGGCAUGUGGGAGUAUUUGGAAAAAGAAAAAAAUCAAAAUGUGAAAAUUGAACGUGAGCAAAGCUUUUAUGUUGGUGAUGCUGCUGGUCGCCCCGAGGUGGGCAAGGGUGUGAACAAGCGUCGAAAAGAUCAUUCUUUAGCAGAUAGGUCAUAUGCAAAAAAUCUUGGAAUUCCCUUUUAUACACCAGAAGAACAUUUCUUGGGUGUAAAACAAGAGGAAUGGAUAAGACUUGAAUUUGAUCCAAUGGUAGAUAAUACAGAUUUGCCGCUACUAGAGCCCACAGAUGCUAAAAUACCAUCCGAUGAAUGUGAAAUGAUUAUUAUGAUGGGGCUACCAGGUUCAGGAAAAUCACAUUUCGUUCAAAACCACUUAGCACCGCUCGGUUAUACCGUAGCAAAUGCCGAUACUGUGGGUAGCACUCAAUCCUGUCUAAAAAUAUGCGAGAAAUCGUUAGUGUCCAAUAAACCAUGCGUUGUCGAUAAUACAAACGUUGAUGUUGAUUCGCGUAAAAAAUUCAUCGAGCUUGCUAAAAAAUACAAAAUCAAAUGUCGUUGUUUCAUGAUGAAUGUUUCGGUUGCACAAGUUAAACAUAACAUAGCUUUUCGACAACUAACCGAUAACAAACAUUCCAAAAUAAACGAUAUGGUUUUUAAUAUGAUGAAAAAAAAGUACUAUAUUCCCACAUUAACCGAAGGCUUUGCGGAAAUUGUAAAGGUGAAUAUAAAACCAGAGUUUGAACGUGCUGAUUGGAAACGUUUAUAUAAAUUAUAUUUGGUGGAAAAAUAA